CGAUGAUGUGUGGGAUAUGCUUUGCCGUCACUGGGCUACGGAUGCCUCAUUUUUGCUGAGAAGCGAAACGGCCAAGGCAAACCGGAACUCCGAGAAAGCCAAGGAAGUUCAAUGGCACGGGGGCCGCAAACCCCAAAUUCAACAUAAAAAAGAUUUGGAAGGAUCUGGACCCGUGAAAAAACGGGUCACGCCAUUGAAACUCAUGGCACAUUGCUGGACGAAGAAGGGUGCCAUACCGCCUCCCCGCCUUUCUGAAAUUGAAAAAAAAUAUGAGGAAGAGCGGGGGAAGAGAGUUGAUGAGCUGACUGAUUCUGAUGACGAAUUUGAUGAAAAUCAAGAAUAUGAGGCCAUCUUGGCGGCAAUCAGAGUUUACAAGGGCCGGGUGCCGCUUAUGGGUUCUGAAGGCGUACGGAUCCUAGAGAAGGCCAAAGGAGCUAGCUCAUCUUCUCAUUCGGCAUAUGAUGAUCGGGUUACCCGCCUCGAGAAACUAUUGGAGGAACGUGAAGCCGAGGCUCGAAGGCGGGAUGAAGAAGCUCGGAUACGUGAUGAAGAGCAAAGAAGAACAAGAGAAUAGUUGGAAGAGAUGGAACGCCAAAUGCGUAUUUUCAACGCCACCUACCGUCCAUCCAUGCACAUACAGCACCCCGAGAUGACCCCACAAGUUCCCUUCGCGGGCAAUAUGGGCAGUAUGGGCAGUAGGGGUUUUGCUGAUUAUAGCCAUAUCUCCAACAACUUUCCGUAUGGAUAUUAUGACGAUAUCCCGACUCCCGGAGCUCAAGCUUACCGUGGCAGCAGCCGUGCUGACAGCCGCAGUGGCAGUCGAGGCAGCCAUCGUGGUGGCAGCCGUGGCCACGGAAGGCAACCCGAUCAUCGUGACGAACCUGAUGAUGCUGAUGCUGAUUAUGA
Messenger RNA from Cuscuta europaea, 906 nucleotides. Lineage: Eukaryota; Viridiplantae; Streptophyta; Magnoliopsida; Solanales; Convolvulaceae. The record is from the annotation of a GenBank genome assembly.